This is a messenger RNA of Micropterus dolomieu (smallmouth bass), 2222 nucleotides long. RefSeq names its product ras association domain-containing protein 8-like. The coding region runs from base 1040 to 2179 and encodes 379 amino acids. Gene Ontology annotation, biological process: signal transduction. The transcript has 5 exons. Lineage: Eukaryota; Metazoa; Chordata; Actinopteri; Centrarchiformes; Centrarchidae. The record is from RefSeq and is a predicted model, not a curated record.
AACCUCUAAAUAAGAUGAGGAACCUGAACAUGAGCAGAAUAACACCUCUUUAAUACUUUGCCACAGUUUACAGGUAAGUGUAUCCUGUUAGUUCUCAAAUGAGGAUGUGGACGACCUGGAGUUUAAGGUAGCAGCAGUAGUUUUUUAGGGAGAGUGUGUAACAGUUAGAUCAAUGAGGCUCCCCAGUAAAUGAACGUUUGUUGCUUACAGCUGGAGGAUUGUUUCUUCUGACUUCAUGAAAUACCUGUAGCAUUACACAGUGAUGUGUGUCCUGUACUGUGAGUCAAAGUAAAAUCCAAUAUUAUGUUAUUGAUAUACUGUAUGUGUAGUACUUUUCCUGGAAGUUAGUGUGACUGAGUGUUUAUGAAUUAAAUAGCCGGAAUGACUGUUGUGGAAAGUAGAACUAACAAUGUACAUUUACUCAAGUACAAUACAUUUUGAGGUACUUGUGAGCCGACUUAAGUGUUUCAAUUUAUGCAACUUUAUAAUCUUACUCCACUACAUGUCAGAGAGAAAUAUAAAAUAAUAAACUUGAUAGCAUCAUGUGUACUUUAACUUUGAUGUUUCAGGUACAUUUUGUUGAUGGUACUUUUACUUAAGUACAGUUUUUAAUGUAGGACUUUUAUUUGUAACAGAGUAAAUGUGUACUCUUGAUACUUUUACUUUUAAGAAUCUGAGUACUAGUUCCACCACAGCAAAUCAAAGUACUUGAUCACAUUGAUAAAUAAUAUUAAAUCCAAUAUUGCUAUUUAUCAGAAACGCCCAUUGAUUUGCAGCUUUGGCAACAAGGUCCAGAACAAGCAAAUAUAUUAAAAGUACAAAAUAGCUUUGUAUAAAUCUCUGGCAGUCAACACAUUUACGUUGACUCAGGAUAUAUGAUCUCAUAUUGCUCAUUAAGAGCCAUAGUUUAUGUUUUCUUAUUUAUUUGCAUUUGCCUUUAUUGAUUAUAUUUGAUCUUUAAAGUCAUGCUAACUUCAGUGCAGUUUACUGAUGUGUGCUGUGUUGCUUUGCAGGUCACUGGUGGUGCUGAACGUGAGAGAUGGAGCUGAAGGUGUGGGUGGAUGGUGUGGUCAGAGUGGUGUGUGGCCUGACGCUGGACACUUCCUGCCAGGAUGUUGUCAUAGCUCUUGCACAAGCAAUAGGGCAGACUGGUCGGUACAUUCUUAUCUUGAAGUUACGAGGGGGUGAGAGACAGCUAGUUGCUGAUGACUGUCCUCUUCAGCGUCUGGCUCAGCUGGGACAGCUGGCUACAGAGGUCCAGUUCAUUCUGCGGCGAACCGGUCCCAGCCUCAGUGAUGCUUCAGACACACCCACCACAGAGAGACCAGAAGCAGAGCCUCUCAAACGCAAAGAGUCACACAAGACCGUCACCUUUAGUCAGCGUUCCUCAAAACACUCCAAGAGGACUAAACCAAACAGGACCUCAUCUCCUCGAGCCUCCCCAGAACCGCGAGCUUCCCCGGUGUCUUUCCUAGACCCUGUCAACCCUGUUGUUCCCUCCAAAGAGGAGGUGUUUAGGCAGAUUCUGCAGCAGCAGAUGAGACUAGAAGACCUGGAGAUUCAGCUUCAAGCCCUGGAGAGAGAAACAGGGCUGUGGGAGCAGGAGAACUCGUCUGCUAUAGUCCCUGUUCUCUGGUCCCUGCAGGGGGAACUGGAGGAACUGGAGCAGCAACAGAGGCAGAACGAGGCUGAACUGAUGCAACAAGAGCGCUGGGAGGAAGAAUUACAGGCAGAGGUGGACAGAGAACAAGAUCUGCACAGACGUCUCAACCAGAUCCACUCAUCAAUGGAUGAUCACAGUUAUCAGAUGAAGGAGCUCCAAGCCUAUUCUGCACAUCUAGAAGAGGACCUACAGCUUAGAGCACACAGACAAAGCUCUCGACAGCCAGAGGAGCCCCUGAAGCCCCUGAAGCCCCUGAAGCCCCUGAAGCAGGAGCUCCACCACUGCCUGCAGCAGGCAGAGGAACUGGAUGCAACAUUGUUAGAGACACAGUGGAAGCUACAAGCUGCAGAGGAAAGUCUACAGGACAGAUGGGAGAUGACUGAGGAGCUGAAGAAGGAGCUGAGGCAGUGUAAUCUGCAGCAGUUUAUCCAGCAGACCAGCAGUCCACAUGCAGACCAGCCCAACGUCCUGCCCGUCACCGAUGCUUACCUCAGCAGCGCUGGUAUAAUGGAGUAGGACCGGCUAAGACGACAUCUGGAAGUAAAACAUGUUCUCUGAA